Messenger RNA from Acomys russatus (golden spiny mouse), 827 nucleotides. It is a transcript of the gene Efcab2, whose product is annotated as EF-hand calcium binding domain 2. Bases 67 to 561 code for a protein of 164 amino acids. The record is from RefSeq and is a predicted model, not a curated record. Lineage: Eukaryota; Metazoa; Chordata; Mammalia; Rodentia; Muridae. Gene Ontology annotation, molecular function: calcium ion binding. The transcript is spliced from 7 exons.
GGCCCGGCUCGCGCGUCCUGCAGGGUUUGUGAUGGGCAUCUCCCAGGCGACGGACUCCGCACCAAGAUGGCGGAGGAAAAGGACCGGGAGGGUACAGAGGCAACAGCGAUAGAACUUCAUAAGAAGAUCAAAGAUGCAUUUGAAGUAUUUGACCAUGAAGGAAAUAAUACAGUAGAUGUGAGAGAAAUUGGGACGAUCAUCAGGUCAUUAGGGUGCUGCCCUACUGAAGGGGAACUGCAUGAUUUCAUUGCAGAGGUAGAGGAAGAAGAACCCACUGGAUACAUUCGAUAUGAAAAAUUUCUUCCAGUGAUGACCAAAGUGCUUCUGGAAAGAAGAUUCAGGCCAAUUGCUGAAGACAUCCUUUUACAAGCUUUUGAGGUUUUGGAUCCAGCUAAACGUGGGAUUCUGACUAAGGAAGAGCUGGUCAAGUACAUGACUGAGGAAGGUGAGCCUUUUUCUCAAGAGGAAAUGGAAGAAAUGUUGUCUGCUGCAAUUGAUCCCGAAUCAAAUGCCAUUAAUUACAGGGACUACAUAUCAAUGAUGGUGGUAGAUGAAAAUUAAAUGCUCCAGAGACUCAAUUUCUUUUUUUUCCUUUUAAGACACUGUAAAGACUCAAUUUCUAAUUCAAAGAAUACUUUGAAAAAAUUGCCUGUCCUAAUUAAUUUCACAUUUUUAUCUUAUAAUUUCUAUGUUUAGUGCCUCAUGACAUAAUUGUUUCAAGAUAUUUUGUUUUCAAGAGUGAUCAAUUUAAAACAUAAAUUUAUUUGAUAUGAUCAGAUUUAUGGAAGGAAAAGCUGGUAAUUUAAAAGGAAUUGUACAAUAUUUUA